Oncorhynchus gorbuscha (pink salmon) is the source of this 1056-nucleotide messenger RNA. Its product is annotated as transmembrane and coiled-coil domain-containing protein 3-like. The record is from RefSeq and is a predicted model, not a curated record. Lineage: Eukaryota; Metazoa; Chordata; Actinopteri; Salmoniformes; Salmonidae. The annotation marks the transcript as partial. The transcript has 2 exons.
GUUCACACUCUGGAGGUGUUCCAGAAGGAGCUGAAUGAGAGCGAACGCUCAGUCUUCCAGGCGGUGGUGGGCCUGCAGAGGGCGCUGCAGGGAGACUACAGGGACGUGGUCAACAUGAAGGAGAGCAGCCGUCAGAGACUGGAGGCCCUCAGGGAAGCAGCCAUUAAGGAGGAGCAGGAGUAUGUAGAGCUGGUAGCAGCAGAGAAGCACCAGGUGGAGGCUGUGAAGAGUGCCCUGGCCCAGAACAAGACCCUGUCCAUGCUGGAUGAGAUCCUCGAGGACGUCAGGAGAGCUGCUGACCGCCUGGAGGAGGAGAUAGAGGACCACGCCUUCGACAACAAUAAACAGGUUCAUCAACAACAGCAACUCAUAGGUCAUAUAGAGGACCACGCCUUCGACAACAAUAAACAGGUUCAUCAACAACAACAACACAUAGGUCAUAUAGAGGACAACAAUAAACAGUUUCAUCAACAACACACAGGUCAUAUAGAGGUCAUAUAGAGGUCAUAUAGAGGUCAUAUAGAGGUCAUAUAGAGGUCAACAAUAAACAGGUUCAACAACAAACACAGGUCAUAUAGAGGACAACAAUAAACAGGUUCAUCAACAACACACAGGUCAUAUAGAGGUCAUAUAGAGGUCAUAUAGAGGACAACAAUAAACAGGUUCAACAACAAACACAGGUCAUAUAGAGGACAACAAUAAACAGGUUCAUCAACAACACACAGGUCAUAUAGAGGUCAUAUAGAGGACAACAAUAAACAGGUUCAACAACAAACACAGGUCAUAUAGAGGACAACAAUAAACAGGUCAUAUAGAGGACAACAAUAAACAGGUUCAUCAACAACAACAACAACACACAGGUCAUAUAGAGGACAACAAUAAACAGGUUCAUCAACAACAACAACAACACACAGGUCAUAUAGAGGACAACAAUAAACAGGUUCAUCAACAACAACAACAACACAUAGGUCAUAUAGAGGACAACAAUAAACAGGUUCAUCAACAACAACAACAACACAUAGGUCAUAUAGAGGACAACAAUAAACAGGUUCAUCA